ACUCACACACACAGCACAAUACAGAGGCACACACUUGUUUUCCGCUCCUAAAAUCUCCCUCUCUCUCUCUCUCUCUCCUCAACAAACAAAUUCUCCUUUUCCGAAAAUGUUUAUCGAGAGCUUCAAGGUCGAAAGCCCCAACGUGAAGUACACAGACACUGAGAUUCACUCUGUCUACAACUACGAAACCACCGAGCUCGUUCACGAGAACAGAAACGGCUCUUACCACUGGAUUGUGAAGCCCAAAACUGUCCAAUACGAGUUCAAAACCGACGCCCAUGUCCCUAAAUUAGGGGUUAUGCUUGUUGGGUGGGGAGGGAACAACGGCUCAACCCUUACUGCUGGCGUCAUUGCAAAUCGGGAGGGGAUUUCGUGGGCGACGAAAGACAAGGUGCAACAGGCGAACUAUUUCGGGUCGCUAACCCAGGCUUCCUCAAUCCGGGUCGGGUCCUUCAAUGGAGAAGAGAUAUACGCUCCGUUCAAAAGCUUGCUCCCCAUGGUGAACCCGGACGACAUCGUUUUUGGAGGAUGGGACAUAAGCGACAUGAAUUUGGGUGACGCAAUGGGCAGAGCCAAAGUGUUGGACAUUGAUCUUCAAAAACAGCUGCGGCCCUACAUGGAGCACAUGGUCCCACUCCCAGGAAUCUACGACGCAGAUUUCAUCGCCGCCAAUCAAGGCGCACGUGCGAACAACGUGAUCAAAGGGACCAAGAAGGAACAGGUGGAACAAGUGAUGAGAGACAUUAGGGAGUUCAAGGAGAAGAAGAAGGUGGAGAGGGUGGUGGUGCUGUGGACGGGCAACACGGAGAGGUAUAGCAACGUGGUGGUGGGUCUGAACGACACGAGUGAGAACCUCAUGGCCUCCUUGGAGAGGAAUGAAUCCGAGAUCUCUCCCUCCACCCUCUUUGGACUGGCUUGCAUUCUUGAGAACGUGCCUUUCAUCAAUGGCAGCCCGCAAAACACAUUUGUCCCGGGCCUCAUUGAGCUGGCCAUUAGCAGGAACUCUUUGAUUGGUGGAGAUGAUUUCAAGAGUGGGCAGACCAAGAUGAAAUCGGCUCUGGUUGAUUUCCUGGUUGGGGCUGGUAUUAAGCCAACCUCCAUAGUGAGUUACAAUCACUUGGGAAACAACGACGGAAUGAACCUGUCGGCACCUCAGACCUUCCGCUCCAAGGAGAUCUCCAAGAGCAACGUGGUGGACGACAUGGUGGCAAGCAACGGCAUCCUGUACGAGCCGGGCGAGCACCCCGACCACGUCGUUGUCAUUAAGUAUGUCCCGUACGUGGGAGACAGCAAGAGGGCCAUGGACGAGUACACCUCCGAGAUCUUCAUGGGAGGCAAAAGCACCAUAGUAAUGCACAACACUUGCGAGGACUCUCUUCUUGCAGCUCCCAUCAUUCUAGACUUGGUCCUUCUUGCUGAGCUCACCACUCGAAUCCAACUCAAAGCUCACAACGAGGGAAAAUUCCACUCUUUCCACCCUGUGGCCACCAUCCUUAGCUAUCUAACCAAGGCCCCUCUUGUGCCUCCGGGAACACCCGUGGUGAACGCGUUGUCGAAGCAGCGGGCGAUGAUGGAGAACAUAUUUAGGGCCUGUGUUGGAUUGGCUCCCGAAAACAACAUGAUUUUGGAAUACAAGUGAAUAUUUACCAUCUCUUUUUGAUCAACUAUAUUUUCAUAAGACUCUGUUUUCAUUUUUCUCUCCCUUUUUCCUUACUAUUAAUCUAUUUUUUAUGUAGCUAUUGCAAGUGUAUUUUGUUUGCUCUAGCUCUUUUAGAGCCUAGCUAGCUUAUCCCUUAUAUGUAACUACUUUUCUGUAAUUUCUUAUUGCCUCUUCUUAUUUCCAAGUUAAUCUUUUCAAAUUAAGAGAAAAUAUUAUUAAA
This is a messenger RNA of Salvia miltiorrhiza (redroot sage), 1880 nucleotides long. RefSeq names its product inositol-3-phosphate synthase. Gene Ontology annotation, molecular function: inositol-3-phosphate synthase activity. The record is from RefSeq and is a predicted model, not a curated record. Bases 107 to 1639 code for a protein of 510 amino acids. Gene Ontology annotation, biological process: phospholipid biosynthetic process; inositol biosynthetic process. Lineage: Eukaryota; Viridiplantae; Streptophyta; Magnoliopsida; Lamiales; Lamiaceae. Gene Ontology annotation, cellular component: cytoplasm. The transcript has 7 exons.